CACAGGGGUCGGCAGCAGUCGGCUAGUAGUACUGGUCUUCACACUGCACCUCCAGGCAGCCCUAUCCAGUGGGUUAACACCGGCAAGGCCGCACUCUCUAAUGUCUUUCUUCACACAGUCCAUCCAGGUCUAAGUCUAACAGAAUUAAUGAUGUUUUACUAAUUACAGAUGACAGUGACUCAGAGAUCUUCAGCAUCGCGGCGACGUUACAGAUCCCCUCCGACAGUGACUCUGACUCCGACAUUUUCUCCCACGCCGAUCUAAAGACACCAACAUCACAGGACAAGAGUUUGUUGGCAAAAGACAGUAAUUCUGAAUCUCCUGGAGCUGUUUCCAUGGCAACAACUGUUUCCAUGGCGACAAACAUUGCACAGAUGUCCAAAAGUCCUAUUGUUACGGAAGGAGGGUCUGGUCUGAAAAACUCCCCAUCGACUGUGAGUAACAACAAGAGGAAGAGAAGACCCAAUGCAGGUAAGCCUGGUGUCCCUGCUAAGAGAGGGAGACGUGUGAAGUCUAACAGGUCAGGUGAGGAGGACUGGGUAACCUGUGACUCUUUUGACUGCAGCAGGCCGGAGGGAGACAUGAUCAGCUGGGUGCAGUGUGACCAGUGUGAGUGCUGGUACCAUGUGGUGUGUGCCGGCUGUGACUAUGACAUAGUCAGACAGGAGACAGCCGCCUUCAACUGUGGAUGUUUGUAAAUAUAUAUAUAUAUAAU
Messenger RNA from Branchiostoma belcheri (Belcher's lancelet), 715 nucleotides. Its product is annotated as transcription factor 19-like. Bases 336 to 698 code for a protein of 120 amino acids. The transcript is spliced from 3 exons. The record is from RefSeq and is a predicted model, not a curated record. Lineage: Eukaryota; Metazoa; Chordata; Leptocardii; Amphioxiformes; Branchiostomatidae.